Molecule: messenger RNA, 2762 nt
Organism: Xyrauchen texanus (razorback sucker)
Lineage: Eukaryota; Metazoa; Chordata; Actinopteri; Cypriniformes; Catostomidae
Gene: slc44a5a
Product: solute carrier family 44 member 5a
Exons: 22
Coding region: 79-2256 (725 amino acids)
Biological process (GO): transmembrane transport
Cellular component (GO): membrane
Molecular function (GO): transmembrane transporter activity
Source: RefSeq, a predicted model, not a curated record
UAACGAGCGGCACUGUCCUCUUCAAUCCAACCUUAUCCUGCAACCCGAGCAAAACCGUGAUUUAUCGUCCACGCAGAGAUGACAAGAAAAUCCGAAGUCCCGUCUGCAUAUUAUGGUGAACCUCGCAAGUUUGACCCAACAUUUAGAGGGCCAGUUCAUAAAAGAGGCUGCACGGAUGUGUUGUGCUGUGUGCUCUUCGUCAUUGUCAUCCUCGGGUACAUUGCACUGGGGACUGUGGCAUGGAUUCAUGGGGACCCAAGGAAAGUAAUAUACCCCACGGACAGCAGGGGUCAGUUCUGUGGGCAGAAGGGGACACCUAAUGCAAAGAAAGUCAUAUUAUUCUACUUCAACAUACUGAAAUGUGCUAGUCCUGCUGUGAUGAUAAACCUCCAGUGCCCAACUACUCAGAUGUGUGUUUCCAAGUGCCCUGAUCGAUUUGCCACCUACACAGAUAUGCAGCUCCUUUAUAGAUUCAACAAGAGCCACUGGGAGUACUAUAAGCAGUUCUGCAAGCCAGGCUUCAAUAACCCCAAAAAGCCCGUGGCACAAGUGCUGCGAGAUGAGGACUGUCCAUCAAUGAUAGUGCCUAGCCGACCAUUUUUACAGCGCUGCUUCCCAGACUUCACCACCAGAAAUGGCACACUAACAAUUGCUAACAAAACUGCUUUCAAAGAUGCCCUGGAUACAGCCAGAAGUGUGACUGAACUUAGAGAUGCAGCCAAUGGUAUUACAGGAAUCCUGGAGGCCAAAGAAGUUGGAAUGAAGAUUGUAGAGGAUUAUGCCAGCUCUUGGUACUGGAUAGUGAUAGGGCUGUUCAUAGCGCUGGUCAUUAGCCUGAUCUUCAUCCUGCUGCUGCGUUUCACUGCAGGCAUCCUUCUCUGGUUCAUCAUCAUCGCUGUUAUCCUGCUUGUGGCCUACGGUAUCUGGCACUGUUACUGGGAGUUUGCAUAUCUCAGGGAGACCCCCGGUGCAGAUGUCACCAUCUCAGAUAUCGGCUUCCAGACUGACCUCCACAUCUACUUACAACUCAGCCAGACCUGGCUAGUCUUUAUGGUGAUUCUGUGUUUAACGGAACUCUCUAUAGUCUUAAUGCUUGUAUUCCUGAGAAAACGAGUUCGCAUUGCUAUCGCUCUGCUCAAAGAGGGCAGCAAGGCCAUCAGUUACAUCAUGUCCUCUCUGUUCUAUCCUAUCAUCACCUUCGUGUUGCUGGACAUCUGUAUCUCCUACUGGGCCAUGACUGCCCUCUUUCUUGCAUCUUCUGGUAAUGCUGUUUACAAAGUCACAUCCCUUCAUCCCAACUGCAAGUACACCAAUCUGACCUGCAAUCCCGAGAACUUCAUAAGGACUAACAUCACAAAACACUGUCCAGGAGCUCAGUGUCUUUUUGCCUUUUAUGGUGGUGAGAGCUUGUACCAUCGCUACAUCUUCAUCCUCCAGCUUUGUAAUCUGUUGGUCUUCUUUUGGCUGGUUAACUUCACCAUCGCUCUGGGACAGUGCACCAUCGCUGGGGCUUUCGCUUCCUACUACUGGGCCAAGAGGAAGCCUGCAGACAUUCCCCCCUGCCCAGUGUUCUCCUCUUUUGCCAGAGCCUUACGGUAUCACACAGGGUCUCUUGCUUUUGGCUCACUCAUCUUAGCUGUCAUUCAAAUUAUCCGUGUCUUUCUGGAGUACCUGGACCACAAACUUAAAGGAGCUCACAAUGUGCUUGCACAUUUUCUGCUCUGCUGUCUGAAGUGCUGCUUCUGGUGUCUGGACCGAUUUAUACGCUUCAUAAACAGGAACGCUUACAUAAUGAUUGCCAUUUAUGGAAAGAACUUUUGCACCUCAGCGAGGGAGGCAUUCUUUUUAUUGAUGAGGAAUGUAGUAAGGGUGGCAGUAUUGGACAAAGUAACAGACUUCCUGCUCUUUUUGGGGAAAUUAUUGGUAUCAGGGAGUGUUGGUGUUAUUGCCUUCCUCCUCUUUACACGCAAGAUACCCAUCAUCCAAGAGGAAGUUCCAGUGUUGAAUUACUACUGCGUGCCUCUCUUGACUGUAAUAUUCGGCUCCUACUUAAUUGCACACAGCUUCUUUAGCGUCUAUGCAAUGUGUGUGGACACCUUGUUCCUUUGUUUCUGCGAAGACUUAGAGAGAAACGACGGGACACCAGCCAAGCCUUUCCUCAUGUCUCCUGGCCUAAAAAGAAUUCUGGGAAGAGCCGAACAGAGCCCCAGAAAGACACGAGGAUCAUACUCUCCAAACUUAAUGAGAAUGUCAUAGCUCAACUUAAAUACUUAACAUGCAUUAACUUACAUAUGGGUUGAAAUGGACAAUGGCUACAAAACAUUUUAUAAUGGGUGCUGAGAAUUAAGGGAAGCAGUGACGAGACUAUCCACCUGAAGAUAAAAGACCAAAGACUCUCUGCACUGUAACAGCCACUUAUACUGGACACAGAGCUUUGGCCUUUCUGAUAAAGACCCUACACUGAAUACUAACACUUUUGCCUGUUGCCUUAUUCUGUGACUGUCAGAGCAGUACAAUUAUUAAUCAGUCAAUGAUUGAGAUGUUAAAGAUGCCUGAGAUUCAUUUGAGAUUUUGCAUCAAUUGCCAAUUAACACAACUUUUGGUGAUAGAUCUUGAGAGUUGAGAACCUGAGAGAUAAUGGGAAAUGUUAUACAUGUUUGCUUUUCAGUGUUAAGAUUAAUUAAAACAAAUGUAUAUAUAUAUAUAUAUAUUUUUUUUUCACAUAAUUUGGGCUGGUUUUACAGCCACAGAUAAAUACUAAU